AUGAGUGGACAGUACUUUCAAGAAGAGGAGGGCCAUAAUGUUACCUUGAAUGUGUACGACUUGAGCCAAGGACUUGCUCGGCAGCUUUCAACGACCUUGUUAGGGAAGGCUAUUGAGGGAAUAUGGCACACUGGAGUUGUGGUUUAUGAUAAGGAAUACUAUUUUGGUGGAGGAAUCCAACAUGCUCCUGUUGGGACAACACCAUACGGGAAACCGAUUAGAGUAAUCAAUUUAGGAGUCACUCAUGUGCCUGAGGAUGUGUUUGAGAUGUAUUUGCAGGAGAUUAGUCCUCGUUACACGGCUGAGACCUACAGUUUGCUCACCCACAAUUGCAACAACUUCAGCAAUGAGGUUGCCCAAUUUCUAGUCGGUUCCGGUAUUCCGGACUAUAUCUUGCAGCUGCCUAAUGAAGUUAUGAGCAGUCCCAUGGGUGCACUUUUAAUGCCCAUGAUACAGAAUUUGGAGACAACCUUGAGAGCUGGUGCUGUUCCUCAAGUUCCCCAAUUUACCCCUUCUGUAUCUGGUCAGUCAUCUCGGUCCACAACUGCCAACGUGAACGGGCCAUCCAAUACCACACAGAAAAAAGAGGUUGAGAAUAAAGUGAAGGCUGGGGAGAAGCCGAAAUCCGAGGAAGUCAAGCCAACACCACCUUCUAAACCGACUGGAGCUGGCGGAGCUGCAGCAGACCCUCUUGGAGAUGCACGAGCCAAGGUCCAAGAGGAGAUAACACGUGAAUUUGCCGCCAUUAUGGCGACCGGAACAUUGCGAGCUAGUGAGGCAGCAGCACUGGCGACUAGAAAAGUGAUGCAGAAAUACGGGCAUUUGAAUGUUGCCUUGCCACAGAGUUAGAAGCAGGAAAGAU
This is a messenger RNA of Hibiscus syriacus, 862 nucleotides long. Its product is annotated as desumoylating isopeptidase 1-like. Gene Ontology annotation, biological process: protein modification by small protein removal. Lineage: Eukaryota; Viridiplantae; Streptophyta; Magnoliopsida; Malvales; Malvaceae. The record is from RefSeq and is a predicted model, not a curated record. Gene Ontology annotation, molecular function: peptidase activity. Bases 1 to 849 code for a protein of 282 amino acids. The transcript is spliced from 4 exons.